UUGAGGCUGAAGUAUGAGAAGGAGCGCUAUCCUGCUAAAAUUAAAGCAUCUCUUUUUCUUUAGCACAUUAUACAAUAGAGAUAGUGUUACCACAGCACAAUUGAAGAUAUUUAUUUAGAGUGUGCUUGUAAGUUCAGUAUUACCUGCGUGCAACAUUGGCAGUAAUAUACUGUAAAUUUUACAGUCAGUGUUCUUCAUUCUGGGAUUUUUGCACCUCCGGAUAAAGGGUUAAAGCAGAGAAAGAGAGAGAGAGAGAGAGAGGCAGGUGUCCUAGUACCAACCCCACGCUCAACCAGAUGUUUUUAAUCCUCUGUAGAUCUGCAGAGUAAUUCAUUACUGUCAUCUGCGCGUGAGGGCGAGUUCUGUGGUCUGGGCGAUCGCCUGUGUUUCUCCAGAAGUCUAAACUAUCAGACAGCAUUUUUUUUGGUGCUGCUUGGAAGCUCAGUUGUGGCUCAGCUGAUUCAAUAAAAUUAGGUUAGUAGCUUCUGAAAGCAACUCCUCAUCUCUGCUCUGCAACAUGUGGUGGAUGCUGUUUCCUCGCUGGAUCUGGUUCGUCUUGGGACACUUUUUGCUGCUGUUUGUGCACCGGCAAAGCGUGAGAGGCAUGACUUUGCAAGGAGUUGCGAAUUCCCACGCAGGGAUCUGUCCAAACGACAUGAACCCAAACCUGUGGGUUGAUGCAAUGAGCACCUGCAAACGGGAAUGCCAAACUGACCAGGAAUGUGAACCGCUUGAGAAGUGCUGCGCCAAUGUGUGCGGCAGCCGCAGCUGUGUGGCGGCGCGCUAUAUAGACACUACAGGCAAGAAAGGGCCCAUGGGAAUGCCAAAGGAGGCGUCCUGCGACCAGUUCAUGUGCACGCAGCAGGGCUCCGAGUGCGACAUCCGGGACGGCCAGCCGGUCUGCAAGUGCCGCGACCGCUGCGAGAGAGAGCCGCAGUUCACCUGCGCAUCCGACGGCAUGACUUACUAUAACAAGUGCUACAUGGAUGCAGAAGCGUGCUCUAAAGGCAUCUCAUUGUCUGUGGUGUCCUGCCGUUUCCAUCUCAGCUGGCCAAACCCCAGUCCGCUUCCCUCAGGAACCACAGCUUUACCAACAACCGCAUUGCAGAUCACCACUCCAGUACAAAUGCAGGCUCCUGUGAUCCUCAGCAGUCCAACACAGCAAUCGGCAUCGAUCGGAGACACUGUUAGCUUUCUCUGUGAUGUCGUAGGACAUCCCGUUCCUGAGAUAACCUGGCAGAAGCAGUCGGAGAGCGUGCAUAUGAAACCCAAUCAGGUGUACGGAAACGUGGUGGUCACUAACAUCGGUCAGCUCGUUAUUUACAAUGCACAGGUUCAGGAUUCAGGUAUUUACACGUGUACAGCUGCCAACGCCGGAGGAUCCGUUCAAGCAAACUUCCCACUCUCUGUUUCAAAACCAGAAGCUGUGGUUCAAGUCAACGCCUCCGCUGUUCCUGUUGACGAAUGCUUCAAGGCUCCCGACUCCGAUGAUUGUGGUGAAGAGAAGCUAAGUUGGUUUUUCGACCCGCAGAGAAACAGCUGCAACACCUUCACCUACAGAAACUGCAGCAGCAACCGCAAUCACUUCGACGAUUAUGAAUCGUGCAUGUCUUCGUGUCUGCUUAACAUCUCCGCUUCUUGCAUGCUUCCGAUUCAUAAGGGUCCAUGCAAAGCGUAUGAGCUUCGCUGGGCGUACAGCAGCACUCUACACCAGUGCAGGCUUUUCAUCUACGGCGGAUGCAAAGCCAACGAAAACAACUUCAAAUCCAAGCGCUCCUGCGAAGAUGCGUGCCCGUAUCCCAAGAAUCAUCAGUGCAAAGCGUGCAAACCUCGCUACAAGAUGGUGAGCAGCUUCUGCAGGAGUGAUUUUGUGAUUUUGGGGCGGAUGGUGGAUCUCACCGAGGAUCAGGACUCGGGGCGUGCGCUGGUCAUGGUGGAGGAGAUACUGAAAGAUGAGAAGAUGGGAUUGAAGUUUUUGGGGAGCGAGCUGCUGGAGGUGACUCUGCAGAACAUGGACUGGAGCUGUCCGUGUCCCAACGUGACCACGUCUGACGAGCAGAUCAUUUUCAUGGGGGACGUCCACAACGGGAUGGCCGUAUUACAGCCCGAUAGCUUCAUCGUCGUCUCUAGUGUUCGCCGUGUGCAAAAACUUCGAGAGGUGGUCAGUAAAAACACCUGUGACAUUCUCAAAGAGUUCGUGCAGUCGUGAAUCUUCUGAGAAAUCUGCACGGCAGAACAUGCGUUUGUCUUGUUUCUACUCCAAAUGUCUUCACGUUUUCAAAUCAAGAAGCACUUUUGGAGAAGCAAAUCAUCUAAAAUGAGUCAACAUUUAUUUAAGAUAAGCCUUCGGUGUCUCCAGAAUGUGUCUGUAAAGUUUCAGCUCAAAACACGCAUCAGAUUGUUUAUCAUGUAGAAUCUGCCCGUUUUGGUGUCUGAGUACAGUGCAGCCGUUUUCGUAGCCUGCGGCUUUAAAUGCAAAUCAAGGUUAUAAUCGUUUUGGACUUUUCAUUAGUUUUAGUUUCUAUUUCGU
Messenger RNA from Danio rerio (zebrafish), 2530 nucleotides. Lineage: Eukaryota; Metazoa; Chordata; Actinopteri; Cypriniformes; Danionidae. The record is from RefSeq and is a predicted model, not a curated record.